Molecule: messenger RNA, 987 nt
Organism: Penicillium riverlandense
Lineage: Eukaryota; Fungi; Ascomycota; Eurotiomycetes; Eurotiales; Aspergillaceae
Product: TDA10 family protein
Exons: 5
Coding region: 1-987 (328 amino acids)
Cellular component (GO): cytoplasm
Source: RefSeq, a predicted model, not a curated record
AUGCCGGAGAUCGUGGAUGACAAGUCCCAGCACUGUAUCCCCUUCCUACUAUCCCGCCUCCAAGCCCACGCCGAGCGCCAUGGUACCGCUGCCGAUGCCGAUGCCGCCGACCGGACCCCGCCAUUCUUCCUGGGCCUGAAUGGGGUCCAGGGCGCCGGCAAGACCGUGCUGGUAUCCACCCUCUACAACACCCUCCGCUCUCCGCCCUACUCUCUCUCCGUGGUCACCUUCUCCCUCGAUGACCUCUACCUCACGCAUGCCGACCAGGUGUCUCUGGCGCAGGCCCAUCCCUCCAACCCGCUCCUCCAGCACCGCGGCCAGCCAUCGACGCAUGAUCUAGAGCUCGGCGAGCAGGUCUUUGCCUCUCUAGCUGCGGAGCGUCCGACUGCCAUCCCGCAGUAUGACAAGUCUGCAUUCCAGGGACAGGGGGAUCGCGUCCCACGCGAACAAUGGGAGGUUGUCAAUGGAGAGGGGGAACCUAAGGUGAAAGUGGUGAUCUUUGAGGGAUGGUGCGUCGGGUUCCGCGCGUGGGAUGAGCGGACUCUGCGCGAAAAGUGGGAGGAUGCCGUGCGCCAGAAAGAGGCUGGUGGGUAUCGGGGACGCUUGGGAUAUGUCGAGUUUGAGCAUGUGCGGGCUGUUAAUGAAGCAUUGAAGCGGUACGAUGUGCUGACGGACAAGCUCGAUGCCUUGAUCCAUAUCGACGCCCAAGAUAACCACUUCGUCUACGACUGGCGCCAGGAACAAGAACGAACCCUCCGCACCGCCAAGGGCACAGGAAUGACCGAGGAACAAGUAAACCACUUCGUCGAUGGCUAUUACCCCUCCUACGAGCUCUUCACCGAAACCCUUCGCGAAGGCGCCUUCAAGCCCGCGUCGUAUAACAGAGGCUGCGCCGCUGCAGCGACGACACAGUCGGAUUGGCAGGGCAGACAGCUUCGGUUGGUCGUGGAUCGCAAUCGGAGGGUACAGGACGUCAUCCGGAUUUGA